ACAACCUGUUUCGAAAAUUCAAAUUUAAAUUAUUUUUAUAAUAAUUAAAUAGUUUAUAGUUUAACACACACAUUUUUAACACAAUUAGUGGUAUUUAAUCACGACCGGUCUACUAUAAUUUUCCGUUAAAAUGUCCGCCGAUGGGAAUACAAAUCCCUUUAAGUAUUUUGUUGCUGGUGGUUUUGGUGGUGUGUGCACAGUGUUAGUGGGUCAUCCAUUGGACACCAUUAAAGUUAAAUUACAAACGAUGCCACCAGCGCAGUUAGGUAAAAUACCUAUUUACAAUGGUGCUUGGGAUUGUGCUGUUAAAACCAUUAAGAGAGAAGGUUUUUUUGGAUUAUAUAAAGGUAUGGCAGCUCCAAUAACUGGUGUAGCUCCAAUAUUUGCUAUAAGUUUCUUAGGAUUUGGAUUGGGAAAAAAAAUAUUUUCAUCUACUGGAGAUAAAAAAGAAAAUUUAACACCAUCACGACUAUUUUGCGCUGGAGCAUUUUCUGGUAUUUUUACAGCAAUUAUAAUGGUACCUGGAGAACGCAUUAAAUGUAUUUUACAAGUACAGGAAUUCGGUAACCAAAAAUAUGAUGGCCCAAUUAGUGUAGUUAAAAACUUAUACACUGAAGGUGGCAUUAAAAGCUUAUACAAAGGAACAUGCGCUACAUUACUUAGAGAUAUACCUGCUUGUGGUGUGUAUUUUACUACGUAUGAGUUAUUAGUAAGGUAUCAAAAAAAUAAUAACUCGGAAGGACUCGUAAACACAAUAUUCGCUGGAGGAAUGGCUGGUAUACUGAACUGGUUAAUUGCUAUGCCUGCGGAUGUGCUCAAGAGUCGUUUACAAAUCGCACCCGAAGGAAUGUAUCCGAGAGGCAUUCGAGACGUAUUUGCAAAACUGUACAGAGAAGAGGGACUGAAAGCAUUGUAUGCCGGUGUGACGCCAGUUAUGCUCCGAGCAUUCCCUGCAAAUGCUGCGUGCUUUUUGGGCGUAGAGUUUGGAUUAAAGGGCUUGGACUUUUUUUUCCCUCCGAAAAAUAAUAAGUCCAUAGAAAUUAACUAACAGAUAUUUCUAAAUUUCUUAUAACUGAGCUGAGGUUUAUGAAACAAUUUAAUAAUUAUUGUUUGAUUUUAUAUUUUUUGUUGGGUGGUGUAAUGCCUAAAAUUUAUCUCGGGUGUUAUGGGUGACCGUACUUUAUAUAUUUAUACAGGCUGUGCAUAGCAAACGUAUUACCAUACAUAAAAAUUAUUAUGUUAUUGUGUUAAUUUAAAGUUAUCCUUAAGUUAAACUAUAAAUGAUUUUAUUGUUUUAGUUUGGAAUUGAUUGCCUAAAUAUAAUAUACAUAGGUACGUGUAAGUCAUUUUAUAUGUCUAUAAAUAUAAUUAGGUAAGAACAAAUUUUAGUUUUGGUCGAAUUCAAAGAGUCAUUAUUUAAUGUGUUAUUACUGUCUUGUGCUUAAUAUAUGCAUGUAGCUAUUUAUUUUAAUAGGUACCUAAUUAAUGUGCUUACAUGAGUAUAUGUAUAAUA
This is a messenger RNA of Rhopalosiphum maidis (corn leaf aphid), 1513 nucleotides long. It is a transcript of the gene colt, whose product is annotated as congested-like trachea protein. Gene Ontology annotation, cellular component: mitochondrial envelope. Gene Ontology annotation, molecular function: O-acyl-L-carnitine transmembrane transporter activity. NCBI's taxonomy places the organism in Eukaryota, Metazoa, Arthropoda, Insecta, Hemiptera, Aphididae. Gene Ontology annotation, biological process: carnitine transmembrane transport; mitochondrial transport. The transcript has 5 exons. Bases 131 to 1048 code for a protein of 305 amino acids. The record is from RefSeq and is a predicted model, not a curated record.